Molecule: messenger RNA, 1682 nt
Organism: Annulohypoxylon truncatum
Lineage: Eukaryota; Fungi; Ascomycota; Sordariomycetes; Xylariales; Hypoxylaceae
Product: PH domain-containing protein
Exons: 2
Coding region: 263-1534 (423 amino acids)
Source: RefSeq, a predicted model, not a curated record
CUCGUCAGGUUCAUCCACAUUUUUCUGCCAUUUUGCUAAUUCAUCAAACUAAUCGGCAAUGAAUCGUGCUCACUAUUCAGCGUUCUGAGCUAUUCACACUUCAGUCCACUUUUCCCCCUGACAUUACGGUCCAGAUACGUUUUCUUGUUGUCAACAAUACGAUACACACUUAGUCAUAAUUUGCCCUGAGCAUAUCUCUAAUUUAAUACUCAACAAUCAUCGACACAUUUCCCCCGAAACACAGAAUUCUCAGGUCGGAAAGAUGGCCGAAACCGCAACACAGUGCCUUCACGAACCAUCAGCCACGAAUAUCCCGGGUCGCGGCGCGACGAUUAGUAUUCCUUCUCCUUCCGCGAUGGCAGCGCCUGCGAAUUCCCAAGUCAGUCGUUUACGAAACCAAUUUUCUUUACCAUCGACCAGCCCGGUCAACCAGAAUGGAAGCUUCGAGUUUGACCGCGUCCUCAAGUCUGGAUACCUCCAGAAGCGGACCCAGAAGACCAAGGCUUGGAAGUCCGUCUAUCUGGUCCUCAGGCCUAGCGCACUCUCCAUUUACAAGUCGGACAACGAGAGCAAGCUGCGGCAUAUGAUAUACACCUCGGAACUUUCGGCCGUUACACUCCUGAAGGACCCGAAGAACAAGCGCCACCACCUUUUUGGCCUGUUCUCGCCGGCCAGGAAUUACCACUUCGAAGCCCCGAGCUUGAAAGACGCGCAAGAAUGGGUAGAUCUGAUCAGAAAGGAUGCGAGGAUAGAGGAAGAGGAGGAAGAGAUGUUCCUAACUAGCCCCGUUGUGCGCCGGCAGACCUUCGCUCCCGUUAGCAUGCAGAAGGGAUCAUCAGCAAUGCGAAGUCAGUUGCUGGACGGCGAAAGACCGCUAUCGAGCUCUCCCGAACCCAUCGAUCCGACCGCGACGAGGUCUAUACCAUCAACCGGAAAACGACUAUCGUACCACGACUACUCUGGACUUUCUGGAAAUGAACUGGCUUCGCAUUCGGACAUGUCGGACAACGAGGGACAACGAAUCCACGGUGCCUCCAUUGAAAGUCUUACGGCUCGAUCGCCCGCCGCGUCAGGAACGCAGAUAGAGUCCGGUUCUAACGAUCGCCCAAUGCUAGGAAAUAGAAAUGCGAGCCAAUUAAGCGGCCUUAAUCUCGAGAGCGACCCGGAUCGUAUCGCCUGGCAGGGCUGGCUGUGGCUCCUUAACAGCAAACGUGGCGUGAAGCAGUGGAAGAGUCGCUGGGCUGUUCUCCGACCACGGAAUUUAAUACUUUACAAGGAUGAGUCCGAGUACAAGGCCUCUUUCAUCUUGUCUCUAUCGGUUAUUGUUAAUGUGGUGGAUAUCGAUCCGGUCAGCAAGACGAAAAAGCACUGUUUUCAGAUCAUCACGGACGAGAAGACUUAUCGCUGCUGCGCCCGCGACGAGGAGACGCUGGUGCAUUGCUUGGGGGCAUUUAAAAGCCUUUUGGCUAAGCGUAGAGAAUUGGAGGCUCGCGUAGCUGCGUCGGGGAACGUGGCAGCUCAAACAAAUCAAUGACGAGUGGAGGUGACAUCACCUAAAUAAGUCGUUGUUUUUUUGUGAUACCCCCCAAGGAAGAGCUAUACAGGUAGUUGGAGCCGCAGCUGGAACGUGGGACAGUCAGCACACAGCGAUACGUGUUUCGGUGCUACUUGACAUACAUCAG